Messenger RNA from Carassius gibelio (silver crucian carp), 1042 nucleotides. RefSeq names its product proline rich Gla (G-carboxyglutamic acid) 2 (gene prrg2). NCBI's taxonomy places the organism in Eukaryota, Metazoa, Chordata, Actinopteri, Cypriniformes, Cyprinidae. Gene Ontology annotation, molecular function: calcium ion binding. Gene Ontology annotation, cellular component: extracellular region. The record is from RefSeq and is a predicted model, not a curated record. The transcript is spliced from 8 exons. The coding region runs from base 153 to 749 and encodes 198 amino acids.
AACUCCGUCACAUCCCACUGCCACUCCCACAAAUGCUCGCGGCUAUGAACUUUGUUGUUAAACUGGUAUGACUCGUACCUGAUGAGUUAAGAUGUCGCUGUGAAUGUGUGAACAGUGUCUUUCCACGGAGCACAAAGGAGUGUCAAGGCACAAUGCUGCGGUUUCUAGCGAUAUGUUUCAGCUUGAUAUCUCUGCUGCAUCUUGUUUGGGGGAGAGCGAUCUACAAUAGAAAUGACGUGUUCCUAGAUGAGAAGUCAGCAGGUUUGUUUCUCUCCCGUAAACUGUUGUAUAACAGUUGGGAUUUUGAGUUAGUGGUGCCUGGUAAUCUAGAGAGAGAAUGCAUGGAGGAAAUCUGUUCAUAUGAAGAGGCCAGAGAGGUGUUUGAAGAUGAUAUACAGACGGCCAAGUUUUGGAAAGACUAUGCCAACAGUCAUGAGUCUUCACCUAAAGUGGAUGUGUCUGGUUUGGUAGCUGGCAUUGUGGCUAUUGUAACAACAGCAAUUAUAGCCACUGUGUUGGGCAUUUAUUGCUACAAGAACAGAGGCAAAAAUUCAAGAGGGGGCAGUGUUCCUGUGAGUAUGGGUGUGGAUGGGCAGCCAAUACCUGAGUAUGUUCCCUUAGCUAACAGGGCUCCAGGUCUCCCCUCGUACCAUGAGGCUCUGGCUCACAGCGGCCAGCAUGAUGCACCUCCACCGCCAUACUCUGGGGGAAGUCCAUCCGGGCCACCACAAACUCAAGAAGAGGAAUAACAAAGACAUAAUAUUGUUCUUAAAUGGAGGGGGGGGGGGGGGGUGACACAUGGUUUUACUUGUGAAAUAGUGCAGAUUCAGUCACUAGAUAAUUUAUUAUACUUAUACUACAUGUUCGGCAGUUAACCCUAUUCUAUCCUUUAGAUUUUUUUCUACUGUCAUCAUUGAACACAGUUUCAGUGUGAAUGCUGUCAAUAUUUUCAUGAAUCAGAUUUUUGUUUUUUUGUUUUUUUUUUAAGAGUUUUAUCAAAUGAAAUUUAAUUGUAAUUUUUAAUAAAAAGAAAUCAAAUGCA